AUGGUGCAGGAUCAGGGGGAGACGACAGCCCUGCCGGAGGCACUGCUGAAGAUUGCCAAGCGGGAGCUGCGCGAGGAUCGAUGCACGCGGGAGCAGUCGCUGGAGCAGCUGCGCAACUGGGUGGCCAAGAACGAGGAUCUGCAGAAUGUGCGAUGCGACGAUACCUUCCUGCUGCGCUUCCUGCGCGCCAAGAAGUUCAGUGUGCCGAUGGCCGAGCAGACGCUGCUCAAGUACCUGAACAUCAGGAGAACGUUCCCGCACAUGAGCACCCAGCUGGACUAUCUGGAGCCGCGACUCGGCGACCUCAUCGAUCAGGGAUACAUAUUUGCGGUGCCACAGCGGGACAAGCACGGUCGCCGCGUGGUGGUCAUCAAUGCCAAGGGGUUAAAUCCGAAGAUCCACACUAGCUGCGACCAGGCCAAGGCGCAUUUCCUCACCUACGAGUGCCUGAUGGAGGAUCAGGAGACGCAGAUCACUGGGCUAUCGCAUGUGGGCGACUUCGCCGGCGUGACCACGGCGCAUGUGACCAACUGGAAUCCCACGGAGUUUGCCCGCAUCUUCAAGUGGGGUGAGCAAUCGCUGCCCAUGCGUCACAAGGAGAUCCACCUGAUCAAUGUGCCAUCCACACUCAAGUGGCUCAUUGAUUUCGUGAAGAACCGCGUCAGUUCCAAGAUGAAGAACCGCCUGAUCAUCUACGGCAGCGAGAAGGAGCUGAUGAAGAGCGUGGACCAGGGCUGUCUGCCGCUGGAAAUGGGUGGCAAGGUGCCCAUGCGCGAGAUGAUCGAGCUGUGGAAGCAGGAGCUGGCGAGCAAGCGCGACCUGAUCCUCGGCCUGGACAAGAGCAUACUGCUCUCCGAUCGCGGCAUCCAGCGGCGCAGCAGCUUCAAUGCCGAAAAGGCCUCCACCGGCGGACCCAACUUCGUUUCACAAAUCGAGUCCAUCGAGGGUAGCUUUCGGAAACUGGAGUUCGACUAGCCGAUCGCCAGUUGUAGUUUAAGUUUAUAGUCCUUAGUCUUAGGCAACAUCCAAUCAAUUAACCCAAUGCGCAACGCUUCGCCGGUCCCCCGAUCCUGGCCAGCGCCCGAUCCUGGGGAUCCCUGAUUCGCUUAUCGGUGGCAACCGCUUUACUCAUCCUGCGCUUCUUUGUAUACUGUUUGUGUUUGGCGUACAAUAAACGAGAGGAAUAAUUUGGAA
Molecule: messenger RNA, 1194 nt
Organism: Drosophila simulans
Lineage: Eukaryota; Metazoa; Arthropoda; Insecta; Diptera; Drosophilidae
Gene: Cralbp
Product: alpha-tocopherol transfer protein-like
Exons: 1
Coding region: 1-975 (324 amino acids)
Cellular component (GO): membrane
Molecular function (GO): phosphatidylinositol bisphosphate binding
Source: RefSeq, a predicted model, not a curated record